AUGGCUCCGGUGCUGGCAGAGGGCUCGGUGGCCCUGGCUACCGCGGUGGCCUGGGGCUCGGCCACCACCGGCCUCUUGCUGCUGCUCCUGCUCCUCUUCUGCUCCUUCUCCCACAGGGCGAGCCGGCGGUUUUCCACCCAGAAAAUCAAAGAAAAAUCUGGGCUGGUCCGAGGGGUGAAGCUGGUGAGGCUGGGCUCCGGCGGCGGGGGAGCAGCACGGCCGGGAGGCACCCCCUCUCCCGGUGAGCCCCAGCAGCAGGAAGACAGCCCCACGGUGCCGGGGGACCCAGAUAAUCCCGCUGCGGGGGAUCCUGAGCUGCACAUGCUGGGCUGGACACCCCGUUCCCACGUACUCUCCAGCCCGACCCCAAGGGCCCCCGAGUUUCUGCGGCACCGGCAGCUGCCGGUUGUACCCGGGGGUGCCGGCACACCCGCAGCGGACACUGUGCCGGAUGCCGAGGGACCCAUCUAUGAAAGUAUCCGGUACAAAUCUGGGACGCUGGCAAAGCCUUGGGGUGGUGGCAGCACCCCGGGGGACUCCCCACCCCAGCCCGCCGGGGAUGAGCUGAGCAUCCCCGUGCAGAUCAUCGCCCAGGAGGAGCCGGGCAGCGAGGGGAACCCCGACCCCGUGUACGCUCGGGUGUGCAAACCGCCCCGGGCGCCACAGCCCCGGCAGCCCACCGGCCCCGCCGAACCCCAAGAAGAAGCAUCUCCAUCGGUACCAGAAAAACGCUUCGAUGUGGCAUAGGAUGCCCCGGAGAUGUUUUGGAGCUGCCUCAAGCCCAGGCGGUUCGUGCAAGUUUGAUGGAGGGUUUUCCCGGCUGCGGGCAGGCACGGGCAGCGGCCAUGGAGAGCAGCUCCCUCCCUUCCCAGCUCGAAAAUUAAAUGUAGGUGGCCCGGGUCAUCCCACAGCAUCCAGCAUGGGGGUCCCUGAGUGUCCCUCUGGGACUUCCCCAUUGCUUGGGGGGCCUGUGGGGAGUUGGGGUCACUCCCACGUGGGCUUGGCCAAAGAAAAAAAAUGCAGAAGAAAAACGCGUGAUUAUUUUUUGGAGACGCUCCCCCCCCCCAAAAAAAAAAAGCAAAAACUUUCUUCCACGCAUCAUCCAGCUCAGAUCCCCUGGGAAAAACCACCUGUAGGAAGGUCUUGCUUCCUGGGAGCAAGAGUUUAUGGAUGGAGAACUGUGUAAAUAGUCCUUAAUGGCUAUUUUAAUCAUUUUUCAUGAGUGUGCUGUGCUCUGCUUCAUCCCCGAGGCCGUUUGGAUGGGCUCUGCUGGGGGGACGAGUAUCCCGCGGCCGGGGCUAAGGCAGGGGUGGGGACAGUGGCCACAUUUCGCCGGAUCCGAGGUGUGGGCUGGCCUGAUAGAGUGAUGGGACUCAGCUUAUCUGCUCCCCAAAAUGCUGACGGGGCCCCGGGAAGGGUUGGAGGGCAGCGUAUAAUGGGAGCAGCGGUUAUGUGGCGUGUGCGAGAUAACGCUGUUGUGCCCGUGCCGGGGGUGGCCCUGGAUCUCCGCUACCGCUGCAACCCCCCACCAGCCCCAGGCAGCUCCGUGGGGACCUGCACGGCCCCAUCUCCCCCCUCUUCCUCGCUUUCCAUCGCCUCCCCUUUGCCCGUUGAUGGUGGCCACCAGCGGAUGCCCAGCCCAAAGCGGGCAGAGCCGCGGAGACCCAUCGUCCCCCGUCCCACCACCGCGGCAGGAGGGUCUGGCUGCUCCCAUCUCCCAGCUCGCCAUCCCAGCAGCCGUCUCAUCCUCUCCUCCCUCCUUCUCUCAUCACAUCAACCUCCAAAGCAGCCUGGGCUGCAACCCCAAGCUCUUCUCCUUCUCCCCUUUUUUGCUCUGCGUCCUGGUAAAACACCCAGGCGGGGCCCAUCGGGACGUGGCAUCGUGCUCCCAGACCCACCUCGCCGGGCUUUGCUUCUCCCCUCCUGCAUCCACCCCCGCUGCUACCGAUGCUGGUGGCCGACGUGCCGCGGGCCACAGCGGAGAUGCCAGGGAGGAGACUUAGCUGCUACGCAGUGGCUCUACUGGGGCUGAGUCAGAGAGAAUUUUAAGAAAGGGAUUUCAUUUUAAAGGGACAAAAAAAAAAAACAAAAAAAAAAACAAACAAAAAAAAAACACCAAAAAAA
This is a messenger RNA of Tyto alba (common barn owl), 2124 nucleotides long. Its product is annotated as proline-rich protein 2-like. The transcript has 4 exons. NCBI's taxonomy places the organism in Eukaryota, Metazoa, Chordata, Aves, Strigiformes, Tytonidae. The record is from RefSeq and is a predicted model, not a curated record. Bases 1 to 747 code for a protein of 248 amino acids.